This is a messenger RNA of Stylonychia lemnae, 1329 nucleotides long. The record is from the annotation of a GenBank genome assembly. Lineage: Eukaryota; Ciliophora; Spirotrichea; Sporadotrichida; Oxytrichidae.
AUGAAAAAAUCUUAAAAGCCAACAAACGGGCACUCCAUUUUAACUUCAUCUAGGUAUUGCAUUAUCUUGAUAACUCUACUUAUAAAAUUAUCAAAUGAGCAGAAUAUUCAUGGAGGUAGUGAAUAUCAUCAAUCUGAAUCGAUGGACCUCUAUCGAUCUUUCGAAUAGAUAGUUACAACAAAAGGCUAUGAAUUCGAAGAGCACUUUGUUGUAACUCCAGAUGAAGUUAUUCUAAGGCUUUUCAGAAUUCCAGGUACUAAAAAUGAAAUAAAAGAAUGCAAAGAUAGUGGGGAAAAUAUUCUAAAUAAAUCGGUUGUCUAUCUUCAACAUGGUUUUUAGGAUUCAGCUGAUGGCUGGAUAGCUCAUAGAGAAAGGUUUGCUUCUGUUUAUGUAUUAUCUAGAGCGGGCUAUGAUGUGUGGCUAGGCAAUGCAAGAGGCAAUAAAUAUUCAAGAAACACUACAAGGCCUACUUUAGAUAAUAAGUUUUGGGACUAUUCAAACGAAGAAAUAGCUGACAUUGAUAUACCUACGUCCAUUGAUUAUAUCCUCAACAUUACUCAAUAAAAAAAACUAGCCAUAGUCGCACAUUCUCAGGGUACUGCCUAGCUAUUUUAUGGUCUAUGGCACAACGAAGAAUAUUUUGCUCAGAGAGUUUCAAUAAUAAUGAUGCUUGGUACUGCUUCAAGGUUGAAUACAAUGCUCUCUCCAAUUCUACAAUUAUAAGCUAAUCCCAUAAUCUAGAAAAUUUAGCAAACAAUAUUCAAAAUGGCUGACAUACAUGAAAUAAUGCACAAAUCUUCAGAAACAGCUUUGAUGAAGUUUGGAUGCGUCAAUCUAACUUUCUUUUGUAAUGAAAUGGUGAAAUACAUGGAUAAUGAGAACCCUGAAUUGAAUGAUCAAGAGAGAUAAAAGGUUAUGUAUUCUCAUUAUCCCGCUGGAAGCAGUAUCAAAUAGUACAGUUAUAUAUUCCAAUUGAUUAGGUCCGAUGAAUUUAGGACAUAUGACUACGGAGCUCAAUAGAAUUUUUUAAAAUAUGGUUAAGAGAAACCACCAAUUAUUGAUAUUUCCAAAAUUUCUAAGGUGCCUAUUGCAAUGUUUUCAGGUACUAAAGAUAUAUUAAGUGAUAUUAAGUCUACGAGAUGGGCUGCCUCAUAACUGACCAAAAGUCUAGUAUUUAACAGAGAAUAUGAAUUAGGCCAUUCAUCGUUUCUUGUAGGCAAAGAUUAUUCAUUUUUCACAAAGGAUCUAAUGAAUUUAAUGCAAAAGUAUCAUCCAGUAAGAGACUAAUGUCCUGAAAUUGAUACUGUUGCUGAUUCAUUCUUAAAUUGA